Daucus carota subsp. sativus is the source of this 831-nucleotide messenger RNA. RefSeq names its product auxin-responsive protein IAA33. Bases 102 to 692 code for a protein of 196 amino acids. Gene Ontology annotation, cellular component: nucleus. Lineage: Eukaryota; Viridiplantae; Streptophyta; Magnoliopsida; Apiales; Apiaceae. Gene Ontology annotation, molecular function: protein binding. The record is from RefSeq and is a predicted model, not a curated record. The transcript is spliced from 2 exons. Gene Ontology annotation, biological process: regulation of DNA-templated transcription.
UGUUUUGUUUAUUAAUGAAUGAGAUGUGAAUGUGGAGGCUAUUUAAGAGAGAUCAAGGAUUGUGAUACAGAAACUCGAAAAGUUUCUUAAAUUAAGGCCAGAUGAAGAGCAAUAGUAGUAAUAGUUAUAGUGAGUGUGAGAGAGGAGAUGAUCGAGAGUUUUUGAAGAGAAAGAUGUUCAAUGGUGUAGAGAAUAUGGCUGGUGCAGCAGCAAAUCCUCCGCUGAUGAUGUCAUUAUUAUCCGUGCCUCCAGCGAAUAAUUAUCAUAGAUCAGCAAGUAGAGGAGGAGGAGGAGGUCUAGGUUUGGUUGAUAAUAAAGAUGAUGUGAUGGUACUUAAUUCUGCGUCCGCGAUGAUCCCCCCUCCUGCUGUGACCGUGGUGCUGGAAGGGCGUUCCAUCUGCCAACGCAUCAGCCUUCACAAGCAUGCGAGCUACCAGAGCCUUGCCAAGGCUCUUCGUCAGAUGUUCGUGGUGGAUGAGGAUACGUACAAUAGUAAUGCUGCUGCUCAUGCUCACGAUCUUCAUCUCUCUAAUGCCAUACCAGGUCAUCUCAUUGCUUACGAAGACAUGGAGAAUGAUCUCCUGCUUGUUGGUGAUCUUAACUGGAACGAUUUCGUUAGGGUAGCCAAGAGAAUUCGGAUACUGCCCGCUAAGACAAAUUCAAGAAAGGGAAAAGUAGUUGCAGGGGCUUGACUCAAGAACAUUAAAAAGCUUUCUACUUGAUCUGCAGAUUAGUAGCCAUAUGAAUCUUCAACCAAUCAUAACAUGAAUCUCUCUUGGCAUGGAUGUGUGAUAAAGACAUGAUAUGCCUGCUUUGGUGAAUUUAUGAAGA